UGAGGGUUGGGCACGAGGGUUGGAAGCAGGGAUGGGUGAAAACAGGGGUUGUUCCAGAGAAUUGAAGCAGGGGUCUAAGCUGACUUGCUGCACGUGGUUGUGUCACGGGACUGGGCUUUCACACAACAGAGCCAGCAGUUCCAGCAGUUCCAGCAGAGGCAGCAGAGGCAGCAAAGACAGCAAAGACAGCAACAGCAGCCAUGCCUUCAGUGAUCUACUACAGGUUUGUCUCACAGAACAAGGACUCCAGGAUUCCCUUUGACGGCACAGGCAUCUCGGUCUUCGAUCUCAAGAAGGAAAUAAUCAACUACAACAAGCUCGGCGAUGGCUACGACUUCAUCUUGAAGCUCUUCAACAGCAACAAUGAAGAGUACUUGGACGACUCCGAGAUCAUCCCCAGGUCCUCCACUGUUUUGGCAAAGCGUUCUCCUGCCUUGAGACAUGGCAAGAUCAAUGCCUCGCGAUAUGUCACUGGAAAACCCAGGAUAUUGAAACAUGCAAAGGUGUCGCCAAAUGAUCUCGCCAACUCAGCGUUGCUUGUCAAACCGAUAACUACUAACUACGAGUUUCUAUCCGAAGAGGAUAAAACAAAGGUCAUGUUUCAAAACCAAGAUGCUCAAUGGCAAAAGGAACAACAACGUCUAGCUAACGAGACUCCAAUUUUUCACAACAAAAACAACUUGCCCAAUGGCUCGAAACCUGGCGCCACUAGUCAACAAGAGGUUCCUCCUCCAGGCUAUAUCUGCUACAGAUGUGGUGCCACCGAUCAUUUCAUCAAAAACUGUCCCACAAACAAUGAUCCGAAUUUUGAAGGCAAAAGAAUCAAGAGAACUACUGGUAUUCCUAAAUCCUACUUGAAGACUGUUGAAAAACCAAACAACGAGGAUUCCGGCAGUUAUAUGAUAACAGAUGAUGGGAAAUUUGUUGUAGCUCAAGCUGAUACAAAAUCUUGGAAACUAUUUCAAAAUAAAGUAAAUGAUUUUGAUUUUUCUAUUUUUAAAAGCGAGUACAUUUCUGAUAAAUCCCUAGUUGAUCCUCUAUCAGAUUUGUUAUUCAAUAACCCUGUAAAGACUCCCUGUUGUUCAACUACAUAUUCUCUAAGUCAUAUUGAACAGAACUUAUUAGAUAAUGAUUUCACUUGUCCAAAUUGUCAAAAGGAAGAAAUAUAUCUAGAUUCAUUAGUCCCUGACGAAGUCAUGGCUAAGAGAGUUAAUGACUAUUUAACCAAAAUCAAUUUAUCAAUGAAAAAUGAAAACAAUAAAAAUAAUCCUAACAAUAGUAAUUUUAACAAUUUGAACAAUAUAAGUAAUUUAAACAAUUUUAAUAACUUAAAUAACUUAAAUAAUCUAAAUAAUUUAAAUAAUUUAAAUAACUUGAAUGCUUUAAAUAGUAUCUUAAAAAAUUCCAAUGCCAAUGAUUCUAACAGCCACAAAAGAUCAAAUGAUAAAAUGGAUAACAAUAAUAAUAAUAAUAAUAAUAAUAAUAAUAAUAAUAAUAAUAAUAAUAAUAAUAAUAAUAACAACAACAAUAAUAAUGGUGAUUUUGACUACAACUCAUCAAUCAAUGAUUCAUCCUCUAGAACGAAAAAAUUGAAAACUGUGGAAUUGCCUUCAAGACCAAAUAUUCCUCCAAUGCCAUCUAUGCCUUCAAUUGAUAAUCAUGGCUAUAGCAUAAAUCACAACAACAACAACAACAAUAACAAUAGUAACAGUAAUAACAAUAACAAUCCACUAUUAUCCCAACUCCCGCCUGCUCCUUCAAAUUUUUUUCCUUUUCCUUCUGUGCCUGGUUUACCACCUAAUCCUUUUAUGAUGGGACUACCCAAUGGGCUACCAAAUACAUUACCUCUUCAUCUGACAAAUCAUUUCAAUGCUAUCCAACCCAAUAAUUUAAACCCUUUAAAUAAUCUAAACAUCAAUCUAGGGAAUCUAGGGAAUCUAAGUAAUCUAGGAAAUCUAGGAAAUCUUAGUAAUCUUGGUAAUCUUGGUAAUUUUAAUAAUCUUAAUAAUAAAUAAUAGAUUGUUAUUAAUUGUUAUUAAUUAUUGUUAAUUAUAUAAUUUAUGUACUGUACUAAUAGUAAUAAAUAAAAU
Molecule: messenger RNA, 2090 nt
Organism: Ascoidea rubescens DSM 1968
Lineage: Eukaryota; Fungi; Ascomycota; Saccharomycetes; Ascoideales; Ascoideaceae
Product: cleavage polyadenylation factor subunit MPE1
Exons: 2
Coding region: 201-2015 (604 amino acids)
Biological process (GO): mRNA processing; protein ubiquitination; ubiquitin-dependent protein catabolic process
Cellular component (GO): nucleus
Molecular function (GO): nucleic acid binding; zinc ion binding; ubiquitin protein ligase activity
Source: RefSeq, a predicted model, not a curated record